Orcinus orca (killer whale) is the source of this 5262-nucleotide messenger RNA. It is a transcript of the gene DUSP18, whose product is annotated as dual specificity phosphatase 18. Gene Ontology annotation, molecular function: MAP kinase tyrosine/serine/threonine phosphatase activity. Lineage: Eukaryota; Metazoa; Chordata; Mammalia; Artiodactyla; Delphinidae. The record is from RefSeq and is a predicted model, not a curated record. The coding region runs from base 477 to 1043 and encodes 188 amino acids. Gene Ontology annotation, biological process: protein dephosphorylation. The transcript is spliced from 2 exons.
CACAGCCCCGAAGGCUGCGGACGCGGCAGGAUUGUCCCUCGGCGGCUGCCGUGGUGCGGCCCGGAGCGUUGCCAUGGAAACUGGCUGGGGACAUGCUGCCGGUUGCAGCUCGCAGAGCAGACCCUACUUCUUGACUGGGACUGCUGUAGUCCCCGCGUGAUCGCAGGGCGGGUAACCGGGUGAAUCUGGGCGGGGCAGCUCCGGGACGGGGAGACGAGGCCUGGGUUUCUGCGGAGACCCAGCACGGCCCAUUCCUCCCCGCGACGAGGGACCACUGCUAUGGAAACUGGAGCACCGGGCCGGCGGGUAUUGUGGCUCCUGGGUCGUGACCGGUCUUCUCUCACCUGGGGACCCUCGCCCAAGGUUGUUUCCUGAACUAACCUGCCCUCCCGCCCUCGAGAGAGAGUUUUCUACAGACACAGACUAGCAGGAAGAUGCAGCAUCUAUGUCUCACUGGCCGCUGACCCACCAGCCCGAUGACAGCAUCUCCGUGUGCCUUUCCGGUUCAGUUCCGGCAGCCCUCGGUCAGCGGCCUCUCACAGAUCACCAGCAGCCUGUAUAUCAGCAACGGGGUAGCAGCCAACAACAAGCUCUUGCUCUCCAGCAACCACAUCACCACAGUCAUCAACGUCUCAGUGGAGGUGGUGAACACCUUAUAUGAGGACAUCCACUACGUGCAGGUGCCUGUGGCUGACACACCCAUGUCGCGUCUCUGUGACUUCUUCGACCCCAUUGCAGACCACAUCCACAGCGUGGAGGUGAAGCAGGGCCGCACCCUGUUGCACUGUGCCGCCGGCGUGAGCCGCUCGGCCGCCCUCUGCCUUGCCUAUCUCAUGAAAUACCACGCCAUGUCUCUGCUGGAUGCCCACACAUGGACCAAGUCAUGCCGGCCCAUCAUCCGGCCCAACAAUGGCUUUUGGGAGCAGCUCAUCCACUAUGAGUUCCAGCUGUUUGGCAAGAACACUGUGCACAUGGUCAGCUCCCCCAUGGGAGUGAUCCCCGACAUCUAUGAGAAGGAGGUCCGUCUGAUGAUUCCACUGUGAGCCAUUCCACCAGCCCCUGCCCCAGGGUCAGAGGUACAGAUCUGCCAUUGAUCCUACACCAAGAUCUGUACUUAAAACAUUCUACUUUCACUGAUACAGAAAAACCAGAUGAUGCCUUUUUUAAGGGCAAGUAAAAAGGAAGGGUACUGCAGCUCUUAAUCUUAUAAUUCAUAACUUUAAAGAUUCAGCUUAUUAAAUGUAAGAUGGUGAAGAUAAGUUUCCUACCCUGUGAGUGACAGCUCAUGGCUGCUGACCAGAGGGAAGAGUGAACCAAAUGGACCAGCACCCUGCGCAUAUGGCAAGUUUGGUAUUCUGCAGCCCUCCCCAUGACCAACCAACCCAGGAAUGGGUCUGCCACAAUCCCGCCUCAUUCUUUUGAACACGAAGCCGGCCUUAAGCAUCAUGGCACCUCCCAUGCUUCUCACAGUAAGUGCCAACCUACUGGAUGAAUAGCCUUCAAGUGGUACUCCAGGAGCCCUGGGGGCCCCAAGCCAACCCUGCUUCCACCUUCAACCCUGGUCUUCUAGAUUGGACUUACGCAUAAGAUAGUUUUCAAAGGAAGCAUUCCAUUGUAUAAAAUUUCUUUAAAAACAUUUCUUUUUGAGUGCUGUUGUACGUGGCAAGAUCCCCUACCAGCCUUUGAUGAAAGGUGGUAUUAGUCUCCAUCUCGGGGCACGUGUGGAGAGCAGGCCUGACAUCAGGCUCAGAGGUUUCUCUCACAGGCCUCAGCUCAGAAGGCUGGAGCUGUGGACCGGAACCCAGCCUUGUCACCUCCUGCCUGUGUGAUGUGGGGCCUCUUGGAACCUCAGUUUCCUCGUCCAGGCGAUGACAGCCCUUUCCUCACAAGGUUGUCAUGAAGAUUCAGUGCUUCCUUAGCACGGUGCCUGGCACAUGGUAGGUGCUUGGUGCUUGGUGUAACUGGCAGCUCUCAUCACGAAUGAUACUCUGGCCCUGCUGCCCCGGGUCAGCAAGUCGUCUUCACAACAGCAGCUCCCCGCCUGCGCACAGCCCUUUAUUGCUUAGAAAGUGCUCUUCCAAGAAGUCAUCCUGUGUGGGAGAAAAAUGGUUUCGGUCCUUUCAGACCCUGCCUUUAAGGAGGCCUAGACCUCGAAGCCUUUUCAGACUUCCCAUUGGAUUAAGCACAAUGUUUAAUCCAUGUGCAAUCUGGGACUCCUAGAACAAGGAGCACACUUCCAGCUUCCCCCAAAGGGCCUUGUUUAGAUUGCUGAUCAUUAGAGCCAGUGCCCUGGUCUGGCUGACCGCUGGGGUCCAGUGGGGUAUGUGCCAAAGGGAUAAAUGAGUGGGCCCUACCAGUAGGCCCUGAAAUCCAGGAUUGUUCAAACCCCCGAGGUGUGUGUGGAUCUGGGUCAAGAGCAGCUAUUCUAAUCUAGAGAUUUUCAGACAAACAGUACAUGCGCCAGUCAAGAGCACAACUGCUCGUGGGUCAGAGCCCACUGGAGGCCAAAUGCUCCUUUUCUCCAAACCUGCCCCACCCUCACUUCCACAAAGGGCCUGCCCAGGGGUGUAAUUUUAGGGUCAGGGGAGAAGGAAAAUCGCUACUCAAGACUGAUCUCAUUUUACAGAUGAAUAAACAGAACCGCAAACACCAGGGCUGGUAUGGCAGAGCCCCCCCCAAAGCAGAAGAAACCCAUCAGGAAGAAACCCAGGUGGAAAAUUUCUUUGAAAACAUUUUUAAAGAGAAAUUUAUUUGAAUAUCUUUUUUUUCAGUUUUUAAAAAUUUUUAAUUAACAUACCAUAAAAUUAACUUUCUCCUGUGUAAAGUUCUCUGUGUUUUAACACAUUCGUGUAACUACCUCCACAAUCAGGACACAGGGCAGUUCCAUCAACCAAAGAAUUCCCUUACGCUGCCCCUUGGCAGUCACACCUUUGCCCCACACCAACCUCUGGCAAACACCUAUCUCUUCUCCAUUCCCUAUAGAUUUGCCUUUUCCACAUUGCCACAUACAUAGAAUCAUAGAGGAUGUCACAUCUAGAGACUGGCUACUUUCUGUCUGUCUUUGAGAUUCACACACGUUGCUUUUUAUGGCUAAGUGGUAUUCCAUUGUUGGAUGCGCUACAGUUUGUUUUACCUUCACCCGUUGAAGGAUAUCUGGGUUGUUUCCAGUUUUGGGCGAUUUUGAAUAAAACUGCUACAAAUAUUUGUGUAUAGGUUUUUAUGUGAACAUAAGUUUAUGAGUGGGAUUGCUCAGUCGUAUGGUAAAGGUUAUGUUUAACUUUCAGAAACUACCAGAUUUCCAGAGUGGCAAUACCAUUUUGCCUUCCACUAUGAGAGAUCCAAUUUCUCGCCAGUAUUUGGAACUGCCAAUAUUUUUUAUUUCAGCCAUUCUGAUAGGUGUGUGGUAUUAGCUUAUUGCAGUUUUAAUUUGCAUUUCUCUAAUGAUGUUAAGCAUCUUUUUUUUUUUUUUUUUUUUUUUUUUUUGCGGUACGCGGCCCUCUCACUGUUGGGGCCUCUCCCGUUGCGGAGCACAGGCUCCGGACGCGCAGGCUCAGCGGCCAUGGCUCACGGGCCCAGCCGCUCCGCGACAUGUGGGAUCUUCCCGGACCGGGGCACGAACCCGUGUCCCCUGCAUCAGCAGGUGGACUCUCAACCACUGCGCCACCAGGGAAGCCCUAAGCAUCUUUUUGUGUGUUUAAUUGCCUUCCACAUUCCCUCUUUGGUGAAGUGUCUAUUCAACUUUUUUACCCGUUUUUAAAUUGAGUUGUUUUCUCACUAUUGAAUAUUGAGAAUUCUUUGUAUAUUCUGGAUACAAGUCCUUUAUUAGAUAUGGAUUUGUAAAUAUUUUUCCCCAGUCUAGCUUGUCUUUUCAUUUCUCUUAAAAGUGUAUUUUUCAGAGCAAAAGUUUUAAAUUUUGAUGAAGUGCUACUUACCAGUUUUUCCUUUUAUGGAUUGUUGUUUUGGUGUCAUGUCUGAGAACACUUUGCCUAACCUAAUAUCACAAAGAUUUUCUCUAAUGUUUGAGAGUUUAAAAUUUUCACUUAUUUCCAUGAUCCUUUUGUAUAAGGUGUGAGGUUUAGUUUGAGGUUCAUAUUUUUUCAUGUGGAUGUCUAAUGGUUUCAACUCCAUUUGUUGAAGGCUGUCCUUUGUGCAUUGAGCUGCCUUUGCAUACUCUUCAUUCUGUUUGAUACGUGUCUGUCUCUUUACCGAUACCACACUAUCUUGAUUACUGUAGCUUUUAUAGUAAGUCUUACCUUAUAUCUAAUCUUAGAAGGUGUUCAGUCUUUUACCAUUAACUAUGAUGUUAGCUAUAGGCCUUUUUGUAGUUGCCCUUUAUUAGGUUAAGGAAGAGUUGGAAAGUAUUCUCUCUUCUAUUUUCUGGAAGAGAUAUGUGAAUUGGUGUUAUUUCUUCUUUGAAUGUUUGCUGGACUUCAGCAGUGAAACUAUUUGGGCCUGGAGAUUUCUUUUUCAGAAGGAUUUAACAAAGAAUUCAAUUCCAUUCAUAGUUAAAGGAUUAAUCAAAUUAUCUAUUUCAUCUUUGGUGAGUUUUGGUAGUUUGUGAUUUUCGAGGAAUAGGUCCAUUUCAUCUAAUUGUCAAAUUUAUGCAUGUGGAAUUGUUUAUAGUAUUCCCUUAAUAUCCUUAUUAACUUCAGGGUCUACAGGACAUCACAUUUCCAUUCUCCACACUGAUUAUUUGUCUUCUCUAUUUCUUUGUUAGUCUGGCUAGAGGUUUAUCAAUUUAAAAAAUCUUUUUAAAGAAUUACCUACCUUGUGUCUUUAAUUUUCUCUAUUGUUCUUCCCUUUUCUAUUUCAUUGAUUUCUGCUCUUUAUUAUUUCCAUAGUUCUGCUUGCUUUGAGUUUAUUUUGCUCUUUUUUCUAAUUUCCUAAGGUGGAAACUUAGAUUAUUGAUUUGAGACCUGCAUCCCACAAAUUUUUAUAUACUGCAUUUUCAUUUUUGUCCAUUUCAAAACAUUUUCUAAUUUCCCUUGUAAUGUCCUCCUUAAUCCAUGUAUUAUUUAGAAAUGUGUAGUUUAACUUCUAAGUAUUUGGAAAUUUUACAACCAUCUCUCUGUUAUUGGUUUCUAGUUUAAUUCCAUCAAGGUCAGAGAACAUAUGUUAUAUGAUUUCAUUUCUUCUAAAUUUGUUAAUGUUUACUUAAUGACGUAGGAUAUGGUCUGUCUUGGUGAAUGUUUCAUAUGCACUUGGGGGAAAAAAGGUUAUUUUGGAUAGAGUGUUCAAUAAAUGUCAAUUAGGACCAGUUGA